Messenger RNA from Notechis scutatus (mainland tiger snake), 1262 nucleotides. RefSeq names its product transmembrane protein 138 (gene TMEM138). Gene Ontology annotation, cellular component: cilium. NCBI's taxonomy places the organism in Eukaryota, Metazoa, Chordata, Lepidosauria, Squamata, Elapidae. The record is from RefSeq and is a predicted model, not a curated record.
CGCCAUGGGGACCGAUUGUGGCGGCGCAAAGUAACUGUCCUGCGUCGUUUGCUCUUCGUCGGGGGCUGCCCCGGCGCAGCGACUCCGCUCCCUCCGGUUUCUCGUGUCUUAACACGACGAGGAGCUGUGUUCGAUUCCCGAAAAGGUGUAAAGAGGACUCCCAGGGGAGGUCUCGUAGCCUCCGGUUGAAAGGGGCUUGUGUAACACAGCAAAUCCAUCUGGAGGAAGAAGCUUGCCUCUUUCGUAACAUGAAUAUAAGCUGGUUCUGCUGCCUGUAAUGCAGAAGCUGAGAUCCCAGAAUCUUAGGGAAGAAAAAUGCUCCAGACUAGCAAUUACAGCCUGGUGCUGUCUUUGCAAUUCCUCCUCCUGUCCUAUGAUCUCUUUGUCAACUCCUUCUCAGAAUUGCUUCGCAUGGCUCCUGUCAUCCAGCUUGUUCUAUUCAUCAUUCAAGAUAUUACCAUCCUCUUCAAUGUCAUCAUCAUCUUUCUCAUGUUCUUCAACACCUUUGUUUUUCAAGCCGGCCUGGUUAAUCUUUUGUUUCACAAAUUUAAAGGAACUAUUAUCCUGUCAGCAGCAUACCUUGCUUUGAGUAUAUCUUUUCACAUAUGGGUCAUGAACUGCCGCUGGGAAAAUUCAAACAUCUUUGUAUGGACUAAUGGGAUGCAGGCUUUAUUUGUUUUCCAGAGAUUAGUGGGUGUAUUAUAUUACUAUUUCUACAAAAGAACAGCUAUUCAUCUGGGAGACCCACGUUUCUAUCAAGACUCAGUAUGGUUACGGAAAGAGUUUGCUCAUGUCCGCAGUUGAGAGCUACUUCUGAAUUAUAUGGAGCUGCUGGACUGUUAAAGAGACCUCAAUCAAUAUCCUGGAGCAAGUUUUCUUCUCAUUUUUUUAUAGUCUGGAUAUUAACUUUAUAUGAUGAUUUAAUCCACAAUACUAUUCUUCUGUGGAGUCUCUAUCACUACACAAUUAUCAGGCUUCCCAUUUAUCCUCUCAGGUCUGCAUACUGCACUUUCAGAAGUUGGUUACAGUUUUUUGAGGAAUAUAUGAAGUGCCAAAUUGGUUUGGCUGAGAACUUUCAAGUAGCAGCAGUACUGCAGUUUAUUUUUGUAAAUGUUCCCUUAAUCUGUUUGCUGCCUCUGAUUAAAAGGUUCCCUUGUCUUUAUUAUGAGCAAUGUGAUUAGUUCCAAACCUUCACAGUAGGCAAAUGUAUUCUCAUUUACUUUUUUCUUUUGUACUUAUUUUAUAAGCUAUCAGAAAAUAAA